UCUAUUGCCACGUUUACCUAUUGACAGAAGACGUAUUGAAGGAUCUCUCCCCAAAAACUGGGUGACUUUUCGUCAUGUUUGUUAAAAUAAUAUCGUUGCUUUUGUUAAGCUCUUUUAUAUUAGCUGAAGACAUAAAAGAAGAGGAAGGAGUCCUUGUUCUAACGACAACAAACUUUGAGCAGGCCAUCGCAGAUAAUGAACAUAUUCUCGUAGAAUUCUAUGCACCUUGGUGUGGUCAUUGCAAAGCUUUGGCUCCAGAAUAUGCCAAAGCAGCUCAACUUUUAAAGGAUUCUGAUUCCAGUAUUAAACUAGCCAAAGUUGAUGCCACUGUUGAAAGUAGCUUGGGUGAGAAAUUCGGAGUAAGAGGAUACCCAACACUGAAGUUUUUCAUAGGUGGCAAACCCAGCGAAUACCAAGGUGGCAGACAGGCCAAUGAAAUUGUUAACUGGUUAAAGAAGAAGACUGGUCCCCCAUGUACAAGCCUUGAUGAUGUUGCUGCUGGCAAGAAAUUUGCUGAAUCUGAUGACGUGGUUGUUAUUGGAUUCUUCAAGGAUCUUGAAUCUGUUGAAGCCAAAGCCUAUGAAAAUGCAGCCAGAGAAAUUGAUGAUGUUCCUCUUGGAAUCACAUCCAAUGCUGAUUUGUUUGCAGAGUACAAAGUAGAAAAAGACGGAGUUGUCUUACUUAAGAAGUUUGAUGAAGGACGAAAUGAUCUUGAAGGAGAUGUUACUUCUGAUGCUGUCAAAACAUUUGUUGCUGGCAACCGUCUCCCAUUGGUUGUAGAAUUCACUCAGGAGAGCGCCCAGAAAAUAUUUGGAGGAGAGAUCAAGAAUCACAUUCUGUUGUUCAUCAAAAAAUCUGCAGAUAACUUUGACAGUGUCAUUGAAGGAUUCAAAGCAUCUGCAAAGGAAUUCAAAGGAAAGGUUCUUUUCAUCUAUCUUGAUAUUGGAGAUGAAGAAAACGGCAGAAUCCUGGAAUUCUUUGGACUGAAGAUUGAUGAAUGCCCAUCUGUUCGUCUUAUCAACCUUGGAGAAGACAUGAGCAAAUUCAAGCCAGAAACUGAUGAUCUUGGCACAGAAGCAAUUAGUAAAUUUGUAAAUUCAUUUUUGGAUGGUAAGAUGAAACCCCAUCUGAUGUCUGAGGAAGUUCCAAGUGACUGGGAUGCAGAAGAAGUGAAAGUCCUUGUAGGAAAGAACUUUGAUGAAGUAGCCCGCGACAAAUCCAAGGAUGUAUUUGUUGAAUUUUAUGCUCCUUGGUGUGGACAUUGCAAGCAGCUUGUUCCCAUUUGGAAUGAACUGGGAGAAAAGUUCAAGGAUAAUGCCGAUGUUGUUAUUGCGAAAAUGGAUGCCACAGCCAACGAAAUUGCUGAUGUGAAAGUUCAGAGCUUCCCCACCCUCAAAUACUUUCCAAAAAAUAGUGAGGAGAUUAUCGACUACAACGGCGAGAGAACAUUAGAAAGUCUGGUCAAUUUUGUGACGAGCGGUGGAAAAGAAGGUAAUGGUGAAGCUGAUGACGAUGACGAUGAAGAGGAUGAGGAAGAAGAAGAGGAGGAGGAAGAGGACGAUGAAGUGCCCAGGGACGAGUUGUAGAUCAUCCUUUUAAAUUGCAUUUGUCUUCAUUAAACCUCUUCUAUUUUUUUUUAAAGUGAAUAUCCAGGUACCUUUAAUUGUGAUUUUUGCUGGAGGCAGCUGGAUAAAAAUAUUUUUACUGAGCCUCAAUAUUGCUGAUAAUGGGGGUUGGAUGGGAAGGAAAAGUUGUAUUCUAUGGGGAGGAAGUGAAAUUAUCAUUUUAUUUGAACAUUUGUUACUUUUGUUUUUUUUCUUCUUUUUUUUUCUCCUUUUAAAAUGGUGAAAAAAGUUAUCUUCAGUAAGGGGAGAGAUCACUCCAAUACUCUUCAGUUUUAGUUGAAAUCAUGUCUUCUUUCAUCUUCAAUAUUAUGAAGUUGUAAUGGGGAAAAGGUAGAAUGUGUGUGAACGUGGAUAUGCAUGUGUUUUGAAAAAAGAACAGUGAGAUGUGUACAUUUUCAAAAUAUCAAAAUUCCAUUUGAAUUUGAAUGAUGAAUACUAGAUUUGAAUGGAUUGUUUGUGAUGAACUGUUGGUGUAUGAUGGUGCAAACUUACAAAUAUGUGCUUUAACUAAAUACUAAUGUGAGAUGUAUGUUACCAACAAACAUUUAUAAACCUCAAGAUACUUAUUAGAUAUAUUUAUGAAUUCGAGAAGGAUGAGCUUUCUGUUUUUGUUGAAUGUGCUAAAAGAAAUUGCCAUACAAUUUUUAUAAACAAGGUAGUCAACUAAGAUUGAAAAAAAUAAAAUAUACAUCUUGAA
Molecule: messenger RNA, 2322 nt
Organism: Ylistrum balloti
Lineage: Eukaryota; Metazoa; Mollusca; Bivalvia; Pectinida; Pectinidae
Product: protein disulfide-isomerase-like
Exons: 9
Coding region: 75-1586 (503 amino acids)
Biological process (GO): response to endoplasmic reticulum stress; protein folding
Cellular component (GO): endoplasmic reticulum
Molecular function (GO): protein disulfide isomerase activity
Source: RefSeq, a predicted model, not a curated record